Striga asiatica is the source of this 4712-nucleotide messenger RNA. NCBI's taxonomy places the organism in Eukaryota, Viridiplantae, Streptophyta, Magnoliopsida, Lamiales, Orobanchaceae. The record is from the annotation of a GenBank genome assembly.
AUGGGACUUCACUACAAGUCUACACCUAACAAGCCCGCCAAGCGCCAAUCAAUUUUUGAUACGAGUCCAGCCUGUUGCAGUUCGUUUUGUUCUGGGAUGGAAAAUGGCAAUGGCAUUGCUGAGCAUGCCAAGGUAGGUGAAAACAAUGGUGCCACAGAUGAAGUAGUAGAGCAACCUGUGAAUGAAGAUGUGAUCUUGAGUUUGGAUGCAUCAAAGGAACGUGAUGGGGAUGAAGUAUUCGAAGAGGCUGCUGUGGCAGACCCCACAGCUGUUCACCUGGAAAAUUCCCCUAAGGCAGAAGAUGGAAAUACCGAAUUAAGUGGCACCUUGAAGGAGAAUAAUAAGGAUGAUUCAGAUUUAGUCCAUGAAGUUCAUGAGGUUGAAGAUGUGACUGUGGCUCCCGAUGCAAUUCAGAGUUCGGAGGAUGCUGUGUUGAAACCUGAAAUUUUGAAGGGUGGGGAAAAUCACGGUGAGAAAGAAGUUGGAGUGGAGAAAGUAAUGGUGGAUGAAACAAAUGGGUUCACGGAUGAUGGUAUUGCCGAUAGCAAUGAUAGUGCUAAAGAGGAUGUGAGAAAUGAAUUUAGUGCAAUUGUUGAUCCACCUGGCACUACUAGUGAAACCGAGAACGAAAAGGAUGGAUAUGAGAAUUUGGAUGGUUCAAAUGAGAAUCCUGUGAUCAACAUAUCAGGUAAGAAGAGCUUUCUUGAAGCUUUGACAUCUGGCAGUGCAAAAAGUUUGGACACAGAGAGUAUAGGAGAGCCAAUUGUUGAGAAGAUAAGGUCUCUGGAACCUAAUGAGUUGAGUAGACCAGAGACCGACUCAGAGAAGCUUGACGUUGAAACAUUUUCUCAUGAGAUGGUAGAAGCUCAAGAUGCCAAUAUUGUAGAAGGUGAUGAUAUUGGUUCAGUUAUUCCUGAAAAUGGUUCUUUGGACCAUGUGAACUUGGCUGAGAGCUCUUUGAAUCAUGGACACAUAAUGGAUGCAGAUGCUGCUGCUGAUAUUCCGAAAGAACAGAUUCAUGAGACAUCACAUGGAAUUGGAGAUGGCCGUGGUGUGAAAGAAAUUGGAGAUGGCCGUCCGUCAGAGUCCGAUUCAAUUGGGGAUGCUCUGCAUAAGAAUGGCUCAAAUGCUAUAUCCAGUACUGUAUACGAGCAGGACAUGUGUGACAACAAAUCAGUUAAUCUGCAUUCUGAACUCAAAGAGGAUCAUGUUGAUAAGCAGGAGGAGAGGCCCCAUGUCCCUCUUGCGAAUACCAGUGAUGAUAGCAUGGAACCCAAGCAACUAGAUUCAGAAUCUACUGAAGUUGAAAAAGCUGAUGGUCAGGAUGCCGACCAUGAGCAAAACCAUGGUACAUCAGCACCCAAUGUUUCUGUUUCUAAUCACGCUAAGGAAAGUGUGGGACUCGACACUAACUCGCAUCCUGCCCUUGACAGUAGGACACCUAACGUGGAGAAAAUAGAAGCUGAGCCUCCGUUAAGCUCGUCUGGACUGCCAUCAAAGAGUUUUGGAUCUUCGCAACCCAAGCUUGUCAGCACUAGUACUGAAAUAUCCGCAAACACUAUCGAAACACAAAUACAGGAAUGCAAAGGUGCAGAAGGUGAGAGGAAGGAAAUCAAUCUGUCUGGGAAUAAGGAAAAAGAAGCCACACCUGGUACUGGUGGUAUCUCAUCCAUUUCGGACCCUGAUACUGCUUCUAAGGUACAUGAACCUGUUCCUGAAGAUACAUCAGCCAUCAGAACACAGAAAAUCAAAUCUAAUCCUGUAACAACGCAACCUGUUGGCCUUAGGCAGACUACUCCACUGCCUGUCCCCACAUCUCAAAACAAAGAACGUGGCCCCAAGUCCGCCAUCAACAGUCCACCGGCCAAUACAACCUCAUCACCUUCCCCUGCCCGUCCAGCUGGCCUCGGGGGCGCCUCCCCUCUACCAGAACCCACCUCCCGAGUUGUCCAGCACCCUCGAGUGAAUGGAGCUGUCUCCUCUGCACAGAACCAGCUUGUCGAGGACCCCACAAGUUCUGAGGCCGAGGAGUAUGACGAGACCCGUGAGAAGCUCCAGAUGAUCCGCAUCAAGUUCCUCCGUUUGGCCCACAGGCUUGGCCAGACCCCACACAAUGUUGUCGUGGCCCAGGUCUUGUACAGGCUGGGCCUGGCUGAGCAGCUGCAGGGCCGGAGUGGAAGCCGCGUGGCUGCCUUCAGCUUUGACCGUGCUAGCGCCAUGGCCGAGCAGCUUGAGGCUGCUGGACAGGAGCCUUUGGAUUUCACGUGCACCAUCAUGGUUCUCGGCAAAUCCGGUGUCGGCAAGAGCGCAACCAUAAAUUCAAUAUUUGACGAGGCCAUGUUUGGCACCGAUGCUUUUCAGUUUGGCACGAAAAAAGUGCAGGAUAUUGUUGGGACUGUCCAGGGAAUACGGGUACGUGUAAUCGACACGCCUGGGCUUUUCCCAUCUUGGUCAGACCAGCGGCAGAAUGAGAAAACCCUCCGUCAGGUCAAGAAGUUCAUCAAGAAAACGCCUCCUGACAUUGUGUUGUAUCUCGAUAGAUUGGAUAUGCAGAGUCGGGAUUUCGGAGACAUGCCCCUCUUGAGGACCAUAACAGAAACAUUUGGGGCAUCGAUUUGGUUCAACGCCAUAGUCGUUCUGACCCACGCUGGUUCGGCUCCGCCCGAAGGUCCCAAUGGGACAACCACGAGUUACGACAUGUUUGUGACUCAGAGGUCGCACGUCGUCCAGCAGGCUAUACGUCAGGCUGCUGGCGAUAUGCGGCUGAUGAACCCUGUCUCAUUGGUUGAGAAUCACUCAGGUUGCAGGACAAACAGAGCUGGGCAGAGGGUUCUGCCGAAUGGCCAGGUCUGGAAGCCUCAUUUAUUGCUUUUGUCCUUCGCCUCCAAAAUUCUGGCCGAGGCAAAUACUUUGCUGAAAUUGCAAGAUACUCCUCCGGGAAGACCUUUCACCGCCCGAUUAAGAUCGCCUCCUUUGCCAUUCCUUCUCUCAUCCCUACUCCAAUCAAGGCCCGAAAUUAAACUUCCAUCUGAGCAGUUUGGUGAUGAUGAAGAAAAUGAUGCUAUCGAUGACGAUCUGGAUGAGUGUGUGGAGUCGGAUGAGGAAUCUGAGUACGAUGAGCUGCCUCCGUUCAAAACCUUGACCAAAGGUGAGCUGAACAAGCUCAGCAGAGCGCAAAGGAGGGCAUACUAUGACGAGCUUGAAUACAGAGAGAAGCUCUUGAUGAAGAAGCAGCUUAAAGAAGAGAGGCGAAGGCGGAGGAUGAUGAAAAAGCUGCAGGAGGCAGCUAAGGAUUUGCCUGCUGAGAAUGGUGAGAAUAAUGAUGAGGAAACGGGUGGUGCUUCGUCCGUACCAGUUCCCAUGCCAGACCUGGCUUUGCCCGUUUCAUUCGAUUCUGAUAAUCCAACUCAUCGGUACCGUUCGCUUGAUUCUAAUACCUGGCUCGUGAGGGCUGUUUUGGAACCCAAUGGGUGGGACCAUGAUAUCGGGUAUGAUGGCAUUAACAUUGAGAAACUGUUCACAUUGAAGGAGAAAGUGCCGAUAUCAUUCUCGGGCCACAUUUCAAAGGAUAAAAAGGACACCAACCUUCAGAUGGAAAUCGCGAGUUCUGUAAAGCAUGGGAAAGGCAAAGCAACUUCUCUUGGGUUUGACAUGCAGUCUGUUGGCAAGGACUAUGCCUACACCCUACGAGGCGAGACUCGGUUUUGCAAUCACAGGAUAAAUAAGGCGGUUGCUGGUCUCUCGGCUACUGCUUUAGGAGACGUUGUGACUGGCGGAGUGAAAUUAGAGGACAAACUAAUAAUCGGUAAAAAGGGGCAAGUUGUUAUUUCGGGAGGCGCAAUUUAUGGCCGUGGGGAGGUGGCGUAUGGUGGUAGUCUCGAAGCAACGUUUAAGGACAAGGAAAAUCCUUUGGGAAGGUUUUUCUCGACCUUAGGGAUUUCCGUCAUGGAUUGGCAUGGUGAUCCUGCUAUUGGUUGCAAUACUCAGAUUCAGAUUCCUAUUGGGCGGUACACGAACUUGGGCUGCCGUCUAAAUGUUAGCAACAGGGGUUCCGGGCAGUUUAGCGUCAAAAUCAAUAGUACCGAGCAGCUGCAGAUUGUGUUGAUUGGCUUGAUCCCUUUGGUGAAGAAGUUAAUGGGUUAUUCUCAACAAGCACAAUACGGAUAAUUAUGAUGAUGAUGAUGAAAGUUGAUAGUGCUUUAUUGUAACGGCAGUUGGACAGUAUAAAUAUGCUUUUCACGAUGGGCAGCCUUUUGCGUGAUCGUUGAACGACAUAGGUAUAGGCAGAAGACUGGGAUUAGGAAUCUGCAGGACAUUUGCAUUUUUUGCUCGAGCCCCAGAAGUCCCGAAUGCUCAGAUCAGAAGACACCAUAUUCUUCGGUUGCUUUCCAUAACGUACGGUGAAAUUCUACUCUGUGGUACUUUAAUAUUGGUUUGUAAUAAUUUUAGACGUUUGAUUGCCUUGAAAUUUUUAGAAUGCUAUUGCUGUCUAGAACUGAAUAAGUGAGUUAUUUUGCUGCUUAAGUUCUGCUCUUUUGGUUUAAAAAAUUUUACUUGCUUUGUGAGAGUGCUAUAAGAAACCACUAAAAUUUAUGCUGUAGCUCUGUGUAUAUACAUAGGGCUGAAAAUGGCCGUUGUAUGACCUGAAAAUGGUAGACACUAUUAAUAGUGCCAAAUGUUUGUAGUGGAACAGUAAUGUAUUUUAACAUGUA